Rhodofomes roseus is the source of this 1812-nucleotide messenger RNA. Its product is annotated as glucose-6-P dehydrogenase. Gene Ontology annotation, biological process: pentose-phosphate shunt, oxidative branch; glucose metabolic process. The coding region runs from base 156 to 1751 and encodes 531 amino acids. Gene Ontology annotation, molecular function: glucose-6-phosphate dehydrogenase activity; NADP binding. The transcript has 8 exons. Gene Ontology annotation, cellular component: cytosol. The record is from RefSeq and is a predicted model, not a curated record. Lineage: Eukaryota; Fungi; Basidiomycota; Agaricomycetes; Polyporales; Fomitopsidaceae.
CUGUUCUCGCGCGGAGGGAGCACCGUCACGAUUACGCAGUGGCCGAUAGAGGCUGCUCGUUCAGCAGGCGCCAGUCUCCGAACGACUCUCACCGCCCGCUGCUGCUUUCUCUUUCUCCUCACCAUCAUCCUCACCCCCAGCCCCCUCCAGAUACUAUGAGCACCCGCCCGCGCGCAAUGUCGGGGACCAUCCCCUCCAUGGAGUCCUCUCACGAGGAGCUCAAGGACAACACCAUUAUCAUCGUCUUGGGUGCAUCUGGAGAUCUCGCAAAGAAGAAAACAUAUCCCGCCUUGUUCGGGCUUUACAAGAAUGGCUUCCUGCCCCGUGGUGUCCACAUCGUGGGCUAUGCGCGGACGAAGAUGGACGAUGCUGAGUACCACAAGCGUAUCACCUCGUACAUCAAGGUCCACGAGGGCGAUGCGGAAGCGGCUUCGAAGCUCGAAGAGUUCAAGAGGUUGUCCUCGUACAUCUCCGGUGGCUACGAGGAUUCUCCGUCCUUCGGGAACCUCAACAAAACCCUUGAGAAGAUCGAGUCGGGCUACCAGAGCAAGGAGCGUCACCGGCUUUUCUACCUCGCUCUCCCGCCGAGUGUCUUCAUCCCGGUCGCACAGCACCUGAAGGAACAGUGCUAUGUGACGCCCGAUGUGGGCAAGUGCCGCAUGAUCGUCGAGAAGCCGUUUGGAAAGGAUCUCGACUCCUCCCGAGUGCUCCUCGGCUCGCUGAAGCAGCACUGGACUGAGGACGAGACGUUCCGGAUUGACCACUACCUCGGCAAGGAGAUGACCAAGAACUUGCUCGUGCUCCGUUUUGCGAACAUCGCCUUCAGCUCGUUCUGGGACAAGCACUCGAUCAGCAACGUCCAGAUCACCUUCAAGGAGCCCUUCGGUACUGAAGGCCGUGGCGGUUACUUCGAUGAGUUCGGUAUCAUUCGUGACAUCCUCCAGAACCACUUGCUGCAGGUGCUGAGCAUCCUCACGAUGGAGCGUCCUGUGUCGUUCGCAGCAGAGGACAUCCGUGAUGAGAAGGUCAAGGUCCUCCGCUGCAUCCCGCCCAUCGAGCGCAGCGACACGCUGCUCGGCCAGUACGUCGCUGCGAACGGCAAGCCCGGCUACCUCGAUGACGACACCGUCCCGCACAACUCGGUGUGCCCCACCUACGCGGCGACGACCCUCUGGAUCCACAACCCCCGCUGGGAGGGCGUUCCGUUCAUCCUGAAGGCCGGAAAGGCCCUCAACGAAGCGAAGGUCGAGGUCCGGAUACAGUUUAAGGACGUUACGCAGGGUAUCUUCAAGGACAUCUCGCGUAACGAGCUCGUCAUCCGCAUCCAGCCCUCCGAGGCGGUCUACCUCAAGCUCAACACGAAGACGCCCGGCCUGCACACGCGUGCGAUUCCGACGGAGAUGGACCUCACGUACAAGCGCCGCUUCCUGGACGCGAAGAUCCCCGAGGCGUACGAGUCGCUCAUCCUCGACGCGCUCAAGGGCGACCACUCGAACUUCGUCCGCGACGAUGAACUAGACGUUGCUUGGAAGAUCUUCACGCCCAUCCUGCACUGGAUCGACGGGCGGAGCGGUGCCCCGCCCAAGCCCGUCGCCUACCCCUACGGCUCGCGGGGUCCCAAGGAGCUCGACCCGUUCAUCUCCAAGUACGGCUACAAGCGCACCGUCGCGGAAUAUCCCCAGCGAGUGGCCGGUCACGAAUCUCGCGUCACUAUAAACGCAGUGCGGCGCGUGUGCUGCGUCGUUGCGUGAGUGAGGGACGCUGAACGGGAAGAACAUAGUCAAGGAUAUGUAUUACAAGUGCAAGUAUCCC